Messenger RNA from Esox lucius (northern pike), 2013 nucleotides. It is a transcript of the gene trip4, whose product is annotated as thyroid hormone receptor interactor 4. Bases 105 to 1817 code for a protein of 570 amino acids. Gene Ontology annotation, molecular function: zinc ion binding. The record is from RefSeq and is a predicted model, not a curated record. Gene Ontology annotation, biological process: regulation of DNA-templated transcription. Lineage: Eukaryota; Metazoa; Chordata; Actinopteri; Esociformes; Esocidae. Gene Ontology annotation, cellular component: nucleus. The transcript is spliced from 12 exons.
CCUGCGUGCGCAUUUGUUAUUCAACCGACUGACAGGUGAAGCUAACACCUUUAGCUAUUCAACCAGAAAUUAACGUCUUAUCUAAUGUUGUUUUAUCUUUUAUAAUGUCGGAUGCCUUGCUUCGGUGGUGUGUGGACCAGCUUCACCACAACUUUGGGUUGGAGGCCAAUGACGACAUAGUCCAAUAUAUUCUGUCCAUCAACAAUGCUGAUGAGAUUGCAGAGUAUGUCGGGGACCUCCUUCAGGGCACUGAUGGAAGGAAGAAGCAGUUUAUAGAUGAGCUCCUGGAUAGAUGGCAGCGGUCUCAAAAACAGACGCCUGACAGUGUUGGCCUGUUCCCCAUGACCUCUUUGUCAGGAGCAGAUGUUCCAGACAUGUCUAAGGACUCCCAGAAAAAAUCAAAGCGCAAAGGCAGGAACAAGCAGGAGGUGGUGGCGGUUAGCCCAGCAGAGCCGGAGCAGCAGGUGGUGAAAACUCCCAUUGACCUAAUGAAGGCCCAGGAGAGUGGUGGCUCCUCAUUGCAAAAGAAGAAAAAUAAGUUUGUGAGCCUCUACAACAAGGAGGGCCAGGACCGACUGGGUAUCCUGCUACCAGGUCGCCAUUCCUGUGAGUGUCUGGCCCAGAAGCACAGCCUGGUUAACAACUGCAUGUGUUGUGGACGCAUCGUGUGUGCCCAGGAGGGGUCCGGGCCCUGCUUCUUCUGCGGCAGCUUGGUAUGCACCAAAGAGGAGCAGGAGAUUCUGCAGCGAGACUCCAACAAAAGUCAGAAACUGCGCAAGAAACUCAUGGAGGGGGCAUCUGAGAGGGACUGUCUUCCACAUACAGAAGCUAAGAUGAAGGCAGGGUUGGAAAAGGCCCUGGAACAUAAAGACAAACUGUUGGAAUACGACAAGAACAGUACACGACGAACCCAGGUCCUGGAUGAUGAGUCCGACUAUUUUGCCACCGACUCCAACCAGUGGCUGUCACAGAGUGAGCGCGAGCACCUACGAAAGAAGGAGGAAGAGCUACGGGAACUUCGCCAUGCCUCCAGGAAGGACAGGAAGAUCACGCUGGACUUUGCAGGCCGACGGGUGCUGGAUGAGGAAGAUAAUCUCAACCAUUACUACAACAAAUUUGAUGAGACGGUGAAGGCCCUCAACACGGGCACCAAGGUGAGGUCCCCACAACGCUCUGAAGGACCAGGGGGACGGCAGCACCUGAGAGAACUGGUCAACCCCAACAUCGGACAGGCAGCCCCGGAGUGGGUGGAUGUGGGUGGUGGCGUCCGAAGGGCCCAUGAGAAGGGUGUCGGGACGGAGAGGGGAGCUGCAGACACCGAGCGCUCCAGGAUCCGUCUGCAGGACCGAGAGCUGCAGGAGAUGGCCGAUGGAGGAUGGUGUCUCAGCAUGCACCAACCAUGGGCCUCGCUCUUAGUCAAAGGCAUUAAGAAGGCGGAGGGGAGGAGCUGGUACACUUCCCAUCGGGGUCGUCUGUGGAUAGCAGCUGCUGCCAAGAAGCCAGAACCUGAGGAGACCAAGCAGGUGGAGAACAUGUACAGACAGAUCUACAAGACAGAGCCUAAGUUUCCUGACGACUACCCGACCGGCUGUCUGCUGGGCUGCGUCCACGUGGCUGACUGUCUGCCUCAGGAGCAGUACAAGGACCAGUUUCCUCAGACCUGUGAGGAGUCUGGCUCUCCGUUUGUCUUCGUCUGCACCAACCCGCAGGAACUGGUGGUGAAAUUCCCCAUGAAAGGAAAGCACAAGAUCUUCAAGCUGGAGAGUCGGUAUCACAGGGGUGCCAAGCUGGGGCUGGUUCAGUCGGUGGACGUGUGACGGAAGAGAGGACGACACAGAAUUCAAAGUGCGGACAAGCUAGAUGAGAGGCUGAGGUUGAUGUUGGCCAACGUGGGUCCCAUACUGACAACCGUUUAGCGAGAGUUUUGGGUGGAAAGUUACUGCCCAAGGUCUCCACAUUCUACUGUGGAGUGUGCUCUUGAACUAUUUCUGCAAUAAACAAUGUCUAAAUUUG